AGUACGCGGAUCGAAGCACAGAACUGUGGCGAAUUUGUUUAUUAAUUUGCAGCAGAGAGCUGACAAAAAAAACAUGAAGUGUUAAAUGUUUUAGAAUAAAAUGAAACGCUGUAGUGCGCGUAACUGAGACGGUUUAGGCAAAAUUUCAAGUAAAAAAUAGUGUGAAAAUUGGCAAAACAAGAACGCGUUGGUUGGUGGUCGGUCAACCAACGACAGUUUGUUGAGCAGUAGCAGGCGUGUUUUUUCAGUUUUUUUUUUUUUUGGUUUUUUUAUUGAUUAAAUUUUAAGUGAACACACACACUCACAUACAAACGCGCAAUUUUUUAGUGGCGCGCAAACACACACAUACAUACACCAUACGAAACAACAAAAGCAUUCUCUGGCCGACACAAAGGAGUUGAGCAAUAACAGCAGCAACAACAACAACACCAUCAAAUUGCAUGGACUAAAUUGUAGGCUUAAAUGAAUAAAGUAGUACAAAUCGUGUGAAACAAAGUCACAAAGUCACACACACACACGCACACACACUCUAAUCAGUCGCACACAAAGCAAUAGCAAGCGGAAAAAAAGUGUAACACACGCGUAACAAACGCGGAAACUGCAAAAUAGCUUCUGAAGGUUCUAGUGCCAGUGUGUGUGUUGCCUUUUUUCUGCAGCUCGUGCAUAAGUUAAGCGGUUGUAGGCUGUAACAAGUACAGACAACCAGACAACUGCAAUAGCACCAGCGACGAGAAGAGCAGCCGCAGUAAUUGCCCGUCAUUCAAUCAAACAGAGUCGUGCUAUGUCUUGUAAGGUGGACCGGAGCAAAGGCUCAGCGCUUAUCAGCGGCGCUGACGGCGGCGUCGGCGGCACGAACGGAGUGGUUGAUAAGACUAUAGUGGAGGACGAUAUAUUUCGUAAAGUGUCUGCCAUGAAUGGCACAAAUAAACCACCGAAAUUGUCGCAGCAGUUACGGCUGCAACAACAACAACAGAACCAGGAGAACCAGCAACAGACACAGCAGCUUCAGCAGCAGCAGCAACAACAGCAACAGCAGCAGCAACAACAGCAACCAGCAACGCCACAGAAACAGGCUAUGUCAGCGGAUGAGCGCAAAGCCACAAAGAAAUCUCUAGUCAUUGUUGCCGCAAUAUUUGUGACCAGUCUGAUCACAAUGUGCUAUGUCUAUGCAAUAUUUCCCGAAUUGAAUGAAUCGGAAAAGCAACAUUUGAAAAUACCACGUGAUAUACAAGAUGCUAAAAUGUUGGCUAAAGUUUUGGAUCGCUAUAAGGACAUGUAUUACUUUGAAGUAAUGUUUGGCGUCGUCGUUGCCUAUGUAUUCCUACAAACAUUCGCCAUUCCUGGUUCGCUAUUCCUAUCGAUCUUACUUGGAUUCCUGUACAAAUUUCCCAUCGCAUUGUUUUUGAUUUGUUUCUGUUCGGCGCUGGGCGCCACACUCUGCUACACCCUUUCGAAUCUUGUAGGACGACGGCUGAUUCGUCACUUCUGGCCGAAGAAGACGAGCGAGUGGUCCAAACAUGUGGAGGAGUAUCGCGACAGUCUCUUUAACUAUAUGCUGUUCCUGCGCAUGACACCGAUAUUGCCGAAUUGGUUCAUCAAUCUCGCAUCCCCGGUAAUUGGAGUGCCUCUCCAUAUUUUUGCUCUCGGCACUUUCUGCGGCGUCGCUCCACCUUCGGUUAUUGCCAUACAGGCGGGCAAGACUCUCCAGAAGAUGACCAGCUCGAGUGAGGCCUUCUCCUGGACCUCCAUGGGCGUCCUUUCAGUCUGCGCUUGCGCCUCCUUGUUACCGGGCUUGCUGAAGAACAAGUUUAAAAAGAAGAAGAAGCAGGCGUAAGCCGAAUAUGGAGUAACAGCGGGAGAGGGAAAGAGAGAGCGAGAGAGAGAGGGAGGCGAAGUUUACCAAAAAACAAAAACAAAGGAAAAGAAAGAAGAAACGCUCGUAGUUCCAGGGUUGUUGAGAUCGAGAAUUCGACUGAUCCAAUGGACUGCUGUUGGCUUGGGUUGUUUUAAAUUAAACAAAUAUACAUACAUAUACCUAUAUUUAUAUUAUAUACAUACAUAUAUAUAUAUAUACAUAUACGAGCGUAUACAUACAUGUGUGUAUUUCAUUAUUAAUUUUUUAGGUUCGCUUUUAGUUGUAAUAGUUGUGUAUGAAAAAGUAUGUAUAACGAUAUGCUAUUUCCAAAUUACAAAACAAAUAUAUAUGUGAAGAAGCC
This is a messenger RNA of Scaptodrosophila lebanonensis, 2216 nucleotides long. RefSeq names its product transmembrane protein 41 homolog (gene stas). Bases 782 to 1834 code for a protein of 350 amino acids. The record is from RefSeq and is a predicted model, not a curated record. The transcript is spliced from 4 exons. NCBI's taxonomy places the organism in Eukaryota, Metazoa, Arthropoda, Insecta, Diptera, Drosophilidae. Gene Ontology annotation, cellular component: endoplasmic reticulum membrane.